AUGAAUGAGACAGAUGCUCUUGAGACCAUGACCAGACUCAGAGACGCAUCGAGUAUCGAUUCUGUCGAAAAACUAUAUGCAUUCCAUGGCAAUAAAUCUGUCGGCGAUGGUUGGCAGCUCUACAACGCCGCAAAAGAGUUUAAGCGGCAAGGACUUGGCACACACACACGGACGUGGCGAUUCUCGUCUGUCAAUGCUGACUAUGCGGUACGUGAUAGAUGUGCAUUUACCCUCUAG
Molecule: messenger RNA, 237 nt
Organism: Malassezia globosa CBS 7966
Lineage: Eukaryota; Fungi; Basidiomycota; Malasseziomycetes; Malasseziales; Malasseziaceae
Exons: 2
Coding region: 1-237 (78 amino acids)
Source: RefSeq, a predicted model, not a curated record